CCUAAGCACACUCGUACCUGCAGCCGCCACGUAUGCUGCUGAGUUCCAAGCAGACAGCAUAUUCGCUUCACAGACCGCCGCACCCAGUGCUAUGGAUGCUGAUGACCGCGUCGCCGCGGAUGAUAAGAUCAAUCGUUCGAAAGACGGCGACUUUUCAAGCAGCAGAUUACUCGCAGUCGUGAAUGACGGGUCAUACACGGUGUCAGCCUCGCCCAGGUUCAAGAGGGGGCGGAAGGUUUCUCGACGCAGGACGCAUUGGUCAUGAAGUUCGCUGGUGCUUGGCACACCCCUCCCCCUUUUUAUUUAUAUUUCCUUUUCUCUUCCCUUUACCCCUUCCUAUGUUUUUUCUUCCUCGUCUUGUCCAAAGCAAUGGCCUACAGCAGUGAUCAUUCAUACAUAAAGGCGGACGCAGUGACCUGUUUCAGAAGAUCUUAUUUAGACGCACAAGGCAUGAGAGGCCAGGGACCUUUGUUUUUUUCUUUUUUCUUUUUUCUUUGGAAGAUUCAUCUGUAUCUCACGAUGAGGCAUCGUUUUAGGCUGGGUUGUUCAUGAUCGAUAUUAUCAGCUGUCAGUUACGGAUGCAUGAUAUUAGGCGGGCUCAACUCUAUGGCACGGAUUGGUAUGCAUCCUCUUAGGACAGAGGACUUAUUGCAAAUGAAAAGCUAUAUACAGUG
This is a messenger RNA of Cryphonectria parasitica EP155, 674 nucleotides long. RefSeq lists its product as uncharacterized. The transcript has a single exon. The coding region runs from base 262 to 552 and encodes 96 amino acids. The record is from RefSeq and is a predicted model, not a curated record. NCBI's taxonomy places the organism in Eukaryota, Fungi, Ascomycota, Sordariomycetes, Diaporthales, Cryphonectriaceae.